AUGGCUCUCAAGGAAAUGAACCCUACAAAGGCCCCUGGCCCUAAUGUGGUCAUAAUGAAUGCCUUGAGGCUUGAGCAAUUGAUUUCAUGUACUGCACCAAUGGUUAAUGAAAUCAUAUUCACCAAAAAGAAAUAUGCGGGAGGGAAAUUGAAACUGAAAUUUCAUCCGAAAUUUUAUCAUUUCUUUUCCUCUUUUCCCAUCAUCCUCAAUUCCCCACCUAGGCGCCUUCAUCUUCAAACUCCACCUCAGGCUCUCAGCCCUCAUCCUUCUUCGAGAGCCUCCUCCGAUUUUUCGCUCGAACCUCCUCUGCCCGCGUUCGCUCCUCCCUCUAUCUCGUCGCCCUUUACUCAGCUUCGUAGGGGAAUUAGGUGGUUGUGCUGCUGUUUGCCAUUUGAGGACAUCAUCAAAAUGAAGGGCCGUGUGAGAUGGGAUGAGGCUAAUUUGGAGGAUACUGAAGCAAAUAAGCCUGUGAGACAUAAAAUCACUGAACCCAAUACACCAUAUCACCCCAUGAUUGAUGAUGAUGGUGCACAGUUUUUUUAUGAGCAUCUUUGAAUGAGAUUCCUUGUGUAGGUUCAUAGGGGGAACAAGAGAAUUUUUACUGAUGUAAGGAUAGAUGAAUUGCUACACCCCAGAGUCACGGACUAGUAGUGUUUGUCCACCGUGUUGGUGGUACAAUUUGUUAUGGAGAAUCUCUUCUAUUUGUUUGUAUUUGCAAGUGGAAGAGCCAUAUUGUUCUGAUGCACACCUUUAGAAAUUCUUGUUGGAUAUAAAGUUGUAAAA
Juglans microcarpa x Juglans regia is the source of this 783-nucleotide messenger RNA. RefSeq lists its product as uncharacterized. Bases 1 to 555 code for a protein of 184 amino acids. The transcript has 5 exons. Gene Ontology annotation, biological process: regulation of signal transduction. Gene Ontology annotation, molecular function: protein phosphatase inhibitor activity. The record is from RefSeq and is a predicted model, not a curated record. Lineage: Eukaryota; Viridiplantae; Streptophyta; Magnoliopsida; Fagales; Juglandaceae.